Rhinichthys klamathensis goyatoka is the source of this 1826-nucleotide messenger RNA. RefSeq names its product DND microRNA-mediated repression inhibitor 1 (gene dnd1). The transcript has 4 exons. Gene Ontology annotation, molecular function: mRNA binding. NCBI's taxonomy places the organism in Eukaryota, Metazoa, Chordata, Actinopteri, Cypriniformes, Leuciscidae. Gene Ontology annotation, cellular component: cytoplasm; nucleus. Gene Ontology annotation, biological process: negative regulation of miRNA-mediated gene silencing; mRNA stabilization. The record is from RefSeq and is a predicted model, not a curated record. Bases 39 to 1169 code for a protein of 376 amino acids.
AUUUACAGGUGUCUCAUCAUACGUAGACAGUCAGCGACAUGGAGGGACCGCAGCAACAGCAGAUUUUGAACCCGCAGAGACUGAAGUCACUAAAAGAAUGGGUGCAGAAAAGCUCCAUCACUUUAACGCAGGUCAACGGGCAGAGGAAAUAUGGUGGUCCUCCUCCGGGCUGGCGAGGUCCUGCUCCCGGCCCGGGGUGUGAGGUUUUCAUCAGUCAGAUCCCACAUGACGUCUACGAGGACCGUCUGAUUCCUCUCUUCCAGAGCGUCGGUGCUCUUUAUGAGUUUCGCCUCAUGAUGAACUUCAGCGGGCAGAACCGGGGCUUUGCCUACGCAAAGUACGGCGACCCCUUCACGGCAUCCACCGCCGUCAUGACCCUCCAUCAGUACCCUCUGCAGGAGGGGGUGUGUCUGACGGUUCGCAGGAGCACGGAGAAGCGGCAGCUGCGUCUGGGGGAUCUUCCGGCGAACGUGAAUCAGGCGGAGAUGCUGAUGGUGCUCCAAAUGAUGUCUGAGGGUGUGGAGGACGUCCUGCUGAAGUUGGCCGGGCCCAAAGGGAGAGAGAUCGUGGCUCUAGUGAACUACUCCUCCCACUAUGCGGCGUCCAUGGCCAAAAAAAUGCUUGUAGAAGCUUUUAAGAAGCAGUACGGCAUUUCCAUUACCGUCAGUUGGACGUCCUUCUCCAAGUCCAAGCGUAUCAAGGAGACCGGACAAGAUGACUGCUUCACCUCACCUGGUCUGAAACCCCUCAGUAAACCCUCCCUCAGCCCUCCACACCUGUAUCCUCAGCUCUCUCAUCAUGAUGUCCCAGCACACCCCACCCGCCUGCCCUUCUUCCGGGCCGUGGGGGGUCCGACCGCCCCGGUGAGGGAUGAGAUGAUGGCUCAACCCCCCGUGAACCGCGACCCCGUGUCUCAGCUGCAGAGGAUGUGCGAGGCGAACAGACUCGGUACACCGCAGUACGAAGUCCGUUACAAUCACACCGGCCCCGACGGCUUCUUCUACUUCGCCUUCAAAGUCCUGAUCCCAGGCCUCCCUCUGCCUCUGUACGGGGCUGUCCACAUCCUUCCAAGCACCAGCGCUCCAGCCACGAAGGGGGAAGUUUGUCGGGCCGCCGCCGAGCAGGUGAUCCAAACCAUGCGCAAGGUCUCAAACUUGCGACCUUUCUAAAAUGUGAGCGGCUUUUUCUAAUGUAAUGUAACAUUAUCAGUUUUACGUUCAGUAUUAUGGUUUGAAGGCAUGUACUGUUCUAGUUUCAGAUGAAUGAGUGGAAAUUUAUGAUACACUGAAGUAUUUCAUUUACUGUAUAAAAAAAAAGAGGAACUAGGCAGUGAAUUUCUUUUAAUUUUACAAGCUCUUGAAUUCAGCACUAUGAGAGUGGUUUGAAGUAUUAUGUUCUUGUUGAUAUAAUGUUUUAUGAUAUUUUAACUAUGUAAUAUUAAUCAUUUAUGUUUAGGCAGCCUCAUCACAUUUGGUUGACUGCAUGUUUUCACAACUUCUUAUUUUGAACGUUUUCACCGUAUUUGACUUUUCACGAUUUGUUUUGCGUGUUUGUCACGAUUGCUGACUUUGCAUGGUGUGCUGUUGUUUCCUUGUUUGAUGGGUUGUACUGGCUAUAAAUGACUUUUGUACAGUAAAUAAGUUCAAGAAAUAAUACUUGUGCAGGCUAUUGCUCACGUCCCUGAUUAUAACAUCUUCUAUUGCUCAUACCUGUGGUACAAAGUUAAAAGCCCUAACAAAACUAUUAAACUUUGACUACAGAUAUGAAUGGUACCUCAAAUCACAUGAGAUGUGCUAUUAUUAGGGAAUAAAUCAAAAUUUUUCCAA